This is a messenger RNA of Lathyrus oleraceus (garden pea), 1061 nucleotides long. RefSeq names its product ethylene-responsive transcription factor RAP2-10. The record is from RefSeq and is a predicted model, not a curated record. The transcript has a single exon. NCBI's taxonomy places the organism in Eukaryota, Viridiplantae, Streptophyta, Magnoliopsida, Fabales, Fabaceae. Gene Ontology annotation, molecular function: DNA binding; DNA-binding transcription factor activity. Gene Ontology annotation, biological process: regulation of DNA-templated transcription. Bases 196 to 747 code for a protein of 183 amino acids.
CCAACGUGGAGGCUUACCCAGAUGACAAAGUUUAGUGGGAGAUAGAGAUAGAGAGAGAGAGUUGCAUAAUAAUAAGAGCUUCAGUUUCUCUCUCUACAAACUCAACCGUGUCUUUUACUCGUUAGAUUUUUCAGUUUUCAUGAAGAUUCACUCUCUCUCCCAUUAACAAACAAUUUUAGAGACAGAACAAUAACAAUGGAAGGUGAAGGUGUGAAAGUAGAGAGAGAAACCAUGGGAGCUAGAAAGAGAAACGGCGUCGUUGUGGAAGGUGAGAGAAGAUACAAAGGAAUUCGUAUGAGAAAGUGGGGAAAAUGGGUUGCGGAAAUUCGAGAACCGAAUAAACGUUCAAGAAUUUGGUUAGGUUCCUAUUCUACCCCUGUCGCCGCCGCUAGAGCUUACGACACCGCUGUUUUCUAUCUCCGGGGACCGUCUGCGCGUCUUAAUUUCCCGGAGCUAGUGGUUGGUGAAAACGCCGCCGUUGUUGCUGCUGGUGGUGGUGGUGAUAUGUCGGCGGCUUCGAUUAGGAAGAAAGCUACUGAGGUUGGUGCUAGGGUUGAUGCUCUUCAAGCUACGCUUCAUCAACAUCAUCAUAAUCAUAAUCAUCAUAACCAUAACCAUAACCAUAACCACCGUGUGAUGCCGAUUCCGGUGGCGGUUGGUGGCGGUGGUGGUGAUUUAGUGGAGCGGGUUGAUUUGAAUAAGAUUCCUGAACCGGAGAAUUCGGAUUGUGAGUGGGAAGUUAGUUGAAGAAAAAGCAGAAGAAGAAUCGAAAAAAGCGAUUCUUCUUUUUUUUUUUUAUAAUUUCACGUUUGGGGUUGUUGCUAACGUGCGCCGUGGAGGUUAUGUGACGGCUGAAGCAAAAGUCAUGAUGUUGUUGAUGAAGCCUUUGGUUGGUUGGUGGUGUGGAUUAGAGUACUGUUUCUGUCUUUUCUUUUUUCUUUUUUUUUUAAUUCUCUUUGGUACUUUUUUUUAUUAAGAUUUUACAGAAGAAAUUUUGGCAUUGUUAAAAUGUUAAAUGUAAAUUAAUUAAUAAUUAAUAAUAGUAAUAAUUAUUAUUAUUA